ACUUUGUUUCUUUACGUUGUCGUGCCAGUAGGUAUUACUUUUCGUAUUGUUUUUUAACUGCUGAGUAUUGAAAAUAAAAAAAAUAGAAAAAUUUGAGUGUACAUUAAAAAUCAAUUAAGGACAAAAUAAAGAUGCCUUGCUCAGCAGUUACUUUGUCUUUAGCUACGAUUUUAUCGAUUCUAGCAGUAGCUUUGCUAGCUAUUGGAUUUUCUACCGACAAUUGGAUAAGUUUCGAAGUUAAACGGAAUAAUAUUCAGGAUUUUGCAACGCGACAUCCUGAUGCACAAUCAUUAUUAGAAAAUAUCAACUCCAAAUACUACUUUUACACGAGAACUAGAGGUUUAUUCCGAAAUUGUUAUCCUAAAGAGAGACCACCAGCAUCUUCUGUGGAAAUAUAUUUAUCUCCUGUUGAGACACACUGUUCCAACAUAGAUUACUUUCCCACUUCCAUCGAAGGGGCCAACGUUAGUGAAGAAGAUGCCAUGACACGCUUACAUUUAGCGAGAUCUGUUAUUGCGUUAUUUAUUUUAAGUUUUAUUUCGGUGUUUUGUGCCUUUUGGACUGGAUUAUCUGGAUGUUGGAAACGUUCGACUGGAGCUAUUACUGCAACUUCGAUUCUACUAUUUUUAACUUGUCUACUUGCCUCGGGUGCAAUGGGGCUAUGGCAUACCGUAGAAUUUUUCGAAAAAGAAAAAGCUGUUGGAGAUGAAUAUUAUCAAGCUUGGGUAUCUGUUUUAAAAGAUAACACACGUAUCUCAUAUGACUGGUCAUAUAUCGUUGCUUGGGCUGGCGUUGCCUCUAGUCUUAUUGCAGCAAUUUUAUUAUCAGGUGCUGCUGUUUGUUUACGUAGUGAAAGAGAAAAGGAAGAGCAACUAAAUUUGCAAUACUUAAUGCCAGUUUAUCCUCAAAAACAAGCACCGUAUGCAUACCCGCAAUUUCCACAUCAAAUAUAUCCACAGCCAUAUUACCAUGGAUCUCAAUAUGGACCCUACAAUUAUUAAGCAAUUGUAGAUUUAUUAAACAAUAAUCGAACAUCGAAAAUAGCUAGAUAUUAUACAGAUGAAAUGAUUCAAUUUUAAUGAAUCUGUGAAAGAACUAGAAAGAAUAAUAAAGAUGUCAUUACGAAAACACUGUCA
Messenger RNA from Culicoides brevitarsis, 1136 nucleotides. RefSeq names its product transmembrane protein 235. The record is from RefSeq and is a predicted model, not a curated record. The coding region runs from base 132 to 1001 and encodes 289 amino acids. Lineage: Eukaryota; Metazoa; Arthropoda; Insecta; Diptera; Ceratopogonidae. The transcript has 6 exons. Gene Ontology annotation, cellular component: membrane.